AUGGCCAAAUGGAAGCCGACAGUACAACAGUUGGAGAGUGCUCUGGGAUACGGAGUUGAACCAGCUGCCAGCUCCGGGCAUCGUGUCUACUCUGAUCUCACCCCAGUUCCUGAUGGCGUGUACGAGCGAACUGAGAGGGAAUAUCGCGAAAUGCGAAGAUUGCAGAAGACACGAUAUCGCGAAAACCCAUCCGCAAAGCCGCCCAUGGAGGAUGGGGAGUCACAGGCAAUUUCAGACGCAGACAACACAGUUACAGUCACUCGAUCAAGCCUCGCCGGGUUUUACAAGUUCUUCGUUGAUAUCCAGUAUGGUUUUGGUCUUCAUAUACCAUUCCUACUUACGGAAGCGGAAGCAAACAGCAUUCUUCAUACUGCGAAGCUAUGCCAGACCUUAAAUUUUCGCGAAGACCAGGCCAAAUGCAUCGCGCAACAGCCGCAUCCCGAACCAAUACGAUACAAUACCCACUUUUUGGGUCUGCCUCCUGAAAUACGCGAAAAGAUUUACGUUUUUGCGUUUAAAGGGUCUGUCUGGCGCACUGAGGAACGACGGUACAAUGUUUGCCAAGCAAUUGGUGACUUCAGCGGCUUCUUAAUCCCUUUUGGUGACGACUACACGCUCCUGCGGGUCAACAAACAGAUUCGCCAGGAAGCAUUGCCGUUAGCAUACCGCUAUACAGCAUUCCAUCUGGCCGAUAUAGAGGAUGUGACGCGACUUCUCGUCGCAGUCGGACGCGUAGGGCGGCAAAAUAUCGAGGCUUUGGAGUUCGCAUGGGAGAGUGCAGUUGAUCACGACCUCAACUGGCGCAGGCACCCAGAGUCCGAGACCAAUCACCUCAUACUGCCAUCGCGGCAUGUACCCGCGUGUGUCCAACUCCUCAAGCAGUGCGGGAGGCUGAGGUCGUUGCGCCUCAAAUUCGAAAGUUAUAUGAUGGAAGAUGUCCCUGAGGCGACAUUUCUGUCUGACCCUGGCCUUUCAUCGCUUUGUUCGAUCCAAGUCGAGCGAAUCGAAAUUAUGAAUCCCGACGACCAGCCAUUGAACGAAUAUAGCAUCGCUCAAUGGCUGAAGAGCGAAAUGACAAGGUAA
Molecule: messenger RNA, 1083 nt
Organism: Hirsutella rhossiliensis
Lineage: Eukaryota; Fungi; Ascomycota; Sordariomycetes; Hypocreales; Ophiocordycipitaceae
Exons: 1
Coding region: 1-1083 (360 amino acids)
Source: RefSeq, a predicted model, not a curated record